AUGAUAAUUGGAACCUUUAAUGUUCGUGGGUGCAACAAUUUGAUGAAACAGAAGCGAAUCUGUCAAAUUAUGGGGAAAAGAAAACCAGAUGUUAUGUUUAUACAGGAAACUAACAUUGGGAAGAUGUCGGGUAAUAUUGUAAACAAAAUUUGGGGUGGGGAGGAUUGUUUGUGGUCUGCAAAGGAGGCAGGUGGUAGAGCUGGAGGAAUACUAACAAUAUGGAGAAAGGAUUCUUUUACCCCGAUUUUCAGCUUCCAAGGUAACGGUUUCCUGGGAAUCAAAGGCACUGCUAAAGGUAUGAUAAUCUACUUCAUUAAUGUCUAUUCCCCGUGUAACUUAGCCGACAAAAGGGAAUUAUGGGAAGAGUUAUUAGGGUGGAAGAAUAAACUAGAAGUAGGGGAAUGGGUGGUUGGGGGAGAUUUCAACUCAAUAAAGAAUAGAGAGAAAAGGAGAGGAGUGGAGAAUUUCUGCAGAGUACAUGAGAUGGAGGAGUUUAAAGACUUCAUUGAAAAUUUAGAAGUAAUAGAUGUUCAAGUGGUGGGUAACAUAUUCACCUGGAUUAAACCUAAUGGGAGGGCAAGUAGCAGAUUGGAUAGAAUAAUGUUAUCGGAAGGACUCAUAAGCUGUUGGGAUAUUGUUGCGCAAGAGGUGGGAAAGAGAGACAUCUCUGAUCACAAACCGGUAUGGACAAAAUCGAGUAGGAUGGAUUGGGGCCCUAAGGUAUUCAAAGUCUUGAGAUGUUGGUAUGAACAUAAGGAUUUUAUUCCUUUUGUGCAAAACGAAUGGAGCUCUCUUGAUGUUAGGGGAAGCAAGGCAUUUGUACUUAAGGAAAAAAUGAAGAAACUAAGAGAAAGAAUGAGGUGGUGGAAUACAAACGUGUUUGGCAAGAUUGAUUUAAAGAUUGAAGAGGAUGUUGAAGCCCUGAAUGCCACAGAAGAUAGAAUGACUCAAAUGAAUGUGACAUUGACGGAAGAAGAGAUAAAAGAGAAGAGGCGCCUUCAGGAAUCUUUUUGGAAAAAUCUGCAUACUAAAGAAAGCAUCCUUAGGCAGAAAUCAGGGCUAAAGUGGACAAUAGAUGGGGACAAUAACUCCAGAUUUUUCCAUUCAACCAUGAAGUCAAAGUCAAGAAGGAAAGCUAUACUAGUGUUAAAAAAUGCUUCAGGGCAGGAAGUGGAGUCUGCAACAGAAAUUAAGUAG
Molecule: messenger RNA, 1197 nt
Organism: Vicia villosa (hairy vetch)
Lineage: Eukaryota; Viridiplantae; Streptophyta; Magnoliopsida; Fabales; Fabaceae
Exons: 1
Coding region: 1-1197 (398 amino acids)
Molecular function (GO): catalytic activity
Source: RefSeq, a predicted model, not a curated record